UCGAGAAGAACACUGGCUGGACGUUCUGCGGGGAUGCGAGCGGCGGCCUGCGAAAGGGAGGGAUCAUGAGAAUCGGCAGCCAGAGAUUCUGAGCGGAGAUUAGAGUAGGAUUUUGCAGGAGAUGAUCGGAGGGUGGUUCCAGAGUUGACGUCAUUGAGAGAAUCAUCGACUUUCAGGAGGUGAAGAAUAUCUGGUGCCGGCUUCGUCGAGAUCGGUGCAGUAUUAUAGGCUCAUCUAGCGCUUCCGCUCUGGCGUGCAAGAUGAAUUUCUAGCAGAGCCUGAAGCCCAUACUCCUCGAACGUCUUCGUCUACUUUCUAAAGACAUGGAUGUCGACUGCAACACAGAGAGAGCCGAGUUGUCCGGACCACCUCACUCCCGAAAUCCGAAAUUUUCAGAACUCUCAGGCAUGCCUGUGCUCGGCUUUUCUGCUCAGCUCUCCUGCUCAAGACAGGAAGAGAAUUGUCAGUGAUAUGCGACUGAGGUCGGGCUUUGAACAUCAGACAAAUGCAGAAUAAAGACUCCGGGAGGCUGGUGAUUGUGUGAAACUUCUAGUCUCUGGUUAUCGGUGGUGGGUGGUUGGUGAAGAAUUCGGUCCUCGAAGGCCAGAAAUAGCAUCAAUUGGCUGACAAGAAUUGACUUGGAAUUGAUACUGUCAGUUUGUCAAUCGGACCUCGGGCGAAAGGGCUGCAUUCGAGGUUGGGGAGCGAGGCGCCGUCCGGAUGAAGGAGGCAUUCUUUCGUCCAGCAGGAGGCAAACUUCCCGGAGUCCAGGAAGAUGUUCACGGCAUCGAAAUGCCGUCUAGGGAAAUUUUCUGGUUUGGAUCGACGUGCAGCUCGGAAUUCAGAUUAGAGGAAGCGACGGAGCCUGCCGUGAAGCAAAGGCCGAUGGACGAAUCGAGCAGAUGGUUUUGUCUAAGACGUUGGUGGUCACCUACAGUCGAAUUCGGGCCCCGGAGGCCCUCAUGGUUGAAGGUGAUUAUCAGUCCUCGAUCCAAAGAAUACCAGCUGUGGAAUAGAGUGUUCAUCGUCACGUGCCUGGUGGCGAUUUUCCUCGACCCACUCUUCUUCUACGUGCCCGUGGUGCAAAUGAACGACCUCUGCUUCGACCUCGACCGGAACCUGGCCAUCGCUGUGACGGUCCUCCGAACGCUGAUCGACUUCGUCUACGUGAUCCACAUGUGGCUGGAAUUCCGGACCGCCUUCGUAGCGCCGUCUUCCAGAGUGUUCGGCAUCGGAGAGCUGGUGGAAGACACGAACGAGAUCGCGCGCAGGUACCUAAAGUCGGCAUUCUGGGUGGACUUGGUGGUGAUUCUUCCUCUUCCCCAGGUGGUGAUGUGGUUGUUCUUCCCGUUUCUGAGAACGAGCCGAAUUGCCAACACCAAGAUAGCCGUGAUCCUUUUGGUGAUCUUCCACUACGUCCCCAGGCUGAUUCGCAUGUUCUUCAUCGUGAAGAAUUCCGAGAUGGUGAGGUCCAAGGACACUGGAGUGUUCAUGGAAACGGUGUGGGCAGGCGCAGCUUACAACCUCCUGCUGUACUUGCUGGCCAGCCAUGUCAUUGGAGCUUGCUGGUACCUUCUGACAGUAGAGCGACAGGAUACGUGCUGGAGGAGCUUCUGCGAGCAUGAAGACUUCUGCAACAAGAGGUUUUUCAACUGCCGGAGCCAGCUCAAUGAUGAGCUCAAGGGCCCGAGAGCAGAUUGGCUGUCCAGGACGGAAAUCCCGUUCAAGUGCGUGGCCAACUCGGGCGAGCCGACUAGCAUGCCUUUCAACUUCGGCCUCUACUCCUUGGCUAUGGAGAAUAAUAUCACUUCCGGACUCAAUUUCGUUCCCAAAUACUUUUACUGCCUGUGGUUCGGGCUCAAUGGUCUGAGCUCGCUGGGCCAGGGAUUCAAGGUCAGCACUUACACCUGGGAGGUAUUGUUCGCCAUCAUCAUCUUCAUCUCCGGCCUGCUCCUCUUCGCUUUGCUCAUAGGCAAUGUGCAGAAGUACAUAUUGUCAGCUGGCAUCCGGGUCGACGAGAUGAGAGUGAAGCGUAGAGAUACGGAAGAAUGGAUGAACCAUCGGCGGCUGCCGGGAGAACUCAGAAAUCGAGUCAGGCGGUACGAGCAGUACAAAUGGUUGGAAACCCAGGGCGUGGAUGAGCAAGCGCUUCUGCGGAGCUUGCCGAACGAUCUUCGUAGAGACAUCAAGCGCCAUCUGUGCUUGGGGCUCUUGAAGCGAGUGGAGCUGUUCAAUCAGAUGGACGAGCGGCUGCUCGAUGCGAUCUGCGAGGUCCUGCAACCGGCGCUGCACACCGAGGGCUCGUACCUCGUGCAGGAAGGCGAUCCGGUCGUGGAAAUGACGUUCAUAAUUCGGGGGCACCUCGACAGCAUGACGACCAACGGAGGCCGGACAGGAUUUCUGAGCCGCUACUCGCUCGGGCCCGGGGAUUUCUGCGGGGAGCAGCUGCUCACUUGGGCUUUGGAAUCGCAGCACGAGAAGACCUUGCCUUCUUCGACCCGGACUAUCAUGGCUCUGGGAGUGGUGGAGGCCUUCUCUCUCUCGGCCAAGGACCUCAGAUUCGUGGCCGGACAGUUCAGAAUGCUGCAUAGCAAGAAAUUGCAGCACACUUUCAAGUACCUCUCGCAUCAAUGGCGAACAUGGGCAGCCACUUUCAUCCAAAUCUCCUGGCGCCGUUACAGGCUAAGAAAGCUGGGUUCGCGGAUGGAGCAAGACGCGGAGCAAAUUCUGCGGGCCUACGACAAUGCAUACAUGCAAGCAAAUGAAAUCAUGCCGAUCUCGGCGAUCAGACAUUCGAACAUCAGCCUCUCAUCGUCCAAUCUUUCAAAGCCCCUCGAACCUGAUUUCUUUCGAGAUGACAGCCACCUGUAGCGAGCGGAUCGUGGCUCUUUCUACGUUCACAUUUCCUCGUGCUCAGACACAUAUUUUACGAAAAUUUUUUCCGGUGAGUCUCAAAAUUCGAGAGCAUAGAGCUUCCACGAAAGCUUCAAUUGUAAUGCAGUUAGGUAGAGUGCAUUCGACUGCCGAUUAGUGCCAAUUGUUGAGGAUUCUCGACUGUGAUGCGAUAUAAUCGUAGGAUGAGGUGCAAGUCAAAACCUGAGAGCGUGUUGAUGUUCAAUUCAAAUCCUGAGGGGCCUGAGGAGUACUUUUGUACAAUUGGUCGGCUGUCGAAUCAAACAGUUUGUGCGCCACUCAUUCGCGACGACUUUAGGGUCGAGGCAAGCUACGGCCAUGCGUUUAUUUCUCUUUACGGCUUCCAGAACACCUGGUCAAUGAGGAAGGACUUUUGGGAAAAAAAUUAAUUCAGCUAGAGGAUCGAUUAGCCUUUAGGAAACUUGCAGGGCCCUGCAUUUGGGCCCUUUGAUCAUUCAACUACAGUAUUUCAGUGCUUCCUCUCGUAUCGUCACGUGAAAUGACGGCCGUAUCCAUAAACUAUUCUCACAGCUUUCAAGUCUUCUUGAGUUUUAAUUGGAUCCUUUAAGUUGGGCAGCUAUGCUGUCGUAAGACUUGUCGAGCUGUUACUAAGAUCUUUUAUUUGGUUUCCAUCCACCCAAACGUACCCAUGUGCAAUCAGGGCAGGAAAAUUCCAGGAAAGACAUAUUCACCGAUGUUUCAUGAAUUUUGAUCGAUACCCGUAUAAGAUUACACAUUUAAAGCAUUUGACAUUUCAGAAUUUACACAUCAUAAUACCAUCGGCCCCGGGUAGUUGAAAAAAAAAAUGGCUCAUACCAAGCGCCCAUCAGACUAUUCACAAGAAGUUCAUUAAUGACUGAAAUCAAAUCUCUUCAUUCCUGAAACCUGGUAAUCUCUAAGUCAACACCAGUGAUAAUCCCGAAGUAAAUUCAUUUUAUAUCGAUUGUACGUUGUAUCAUCUGCUUGGCGAGGGAUGUAAUCUAGCGCGUGCAAAAACCUCCGAGUCAUACAACGUCAUCGUUUCGAUCUCAUCCCAACCAGCGCCAAAAAUAGGUUUUGAUAUGUCUGCUCGAGUCGACUUUUCAGAGCUUGCUUUGUUUUGAUCACCCCUUCAUGUCGUUGCCCACGUGGUCCGAUUGCCGAUCAAGGGAGGGGUCCUUCAGGCUAGACGCGGAUCGUCGAUCCAAAGUUUUUUCGAGCUGUGUCUUUGCUUGAGUUUUCGGC
This is a messenger RNA of Marchantia polymorpha subsp. ruderalis, 4137 nucleotides long. NCBI's taxonomy places the organism in Eukaryota, Viridiplantae, Streptophyta, Marchantiopsida, Marchantiales, Marchantiaceae. The record is from the annotation of a GenBank genome assembly.